GUUCCGCAAGGCUUUGUCUCAAGAUGAGGCCGCUUGGUUACUUGUUACGUCGCUUGGCCGAUAAGGAUUUUGAGACUUUUCUCACCGCCAAGUCUCACCAGGCAGCCAACACGUUUUCCCACUUUGCCUGCCACUGACCUGAGAAGAAGUGUUGAACCCUGCGGAAUCCUCAGUGAGGAUGAGUUGCAGUUCACAGUUCACAGUUUUAGAAUUCUGUUCGAGUUGAUUGCAAUUUGCAAAUUAAUCUUUACAAUUUAUGUAAUUUAUCUUGAGGAGGUAAUAAAAGGUGCCUUUGGUGGAGUGAGUCGUGGUGGAAAAGGUUCUGAAGUUCUGAAGAAGCAAGAAGAAGGUUCUGAAGUGAAGAAGAAGGAAUUUCUGAGCAGCAAAAAAGGGUCUCGAAUCAACGUAGAGUUGGAGUUUGAAUGGAAAUUUUUGUAGUUCCUUGGUUUUAAAGACACGCACGUUUUUUGGUUUGAGGAAACGUUUUUAAAAAUUUGUGAAGAAACGUUUAAUAAACGCUAAUUUUAAGGAGACUUCAAAAAACAAUAUAAAAAGUUGGAUUCCUUGUGGUGACCGAGGUGUUCACAAUGGAAGGGGAACCAGGACCUGGAAACAACAAUGGGAACAACGCCGGGGAGAAGAAUGAGAGUACUUCAAAACGAGAUGAUUUAAGUAGAGCCACAAUGAUUUUUAAACUGGCCAUGAGAAGACUCCAGCAGAGGGAGAAUCCACCGUCUUUUACACUGCUUAACCCACAGAAUUUGAAGCAUCCGUUUAUAACUGAUGAGGAAAUUGACAGGAACGUGGAGAUACUCAAGGAAAUUAUAAGCGAGCGGGAGGAAAGUCCGAACGUCAAAGAAGACGGUGAAGGAAAGGGGAAAAUCGUCAACAAUAACAAUGUGGGGAAUGAAGCAGAACCACUACCAGGUGAUGGUCAAAUACUAAAAAGAGGCAGUUCACAAACAAAUCAGGAUCCGAUUGAAGUUAUUGAUCUUACUAUUGACAACGGCGAUGAGUAUGAAGAGGACGAUGAUUAUGAAUAUACUGAAGAGGACUACGAAGCUAUGGAGCAUGACUUAGACGAUAUGGCACGUACCUACGAAAAUAUUAAAGACGAAGAUUUAGAAGAUGAAGUUAUAGAAGAUAAGUGUGAAGAUACAGAUGAUAUAGAAUACCUUGGAUGCGUGUUAACGCAGGAUUAUGAUGGUUUGAGAGUCAGAAUUGAUGACAAAAACGGAGUAACGUUGACACGUGCCUGUGAGGAACUUGGAGGUGCUGAGGUUUUGGCAGUGGACAACGCAAUAAAUGUCCCAAAAGAUAAGGAAGUUCAACAAGGACGGUCUAUUCCUGAGCAAAAGGAGAUUACCAAAUUUCUUCAAGAAAAGUCUGUUCCGGAGGAAAAUGAGGUCCGGCUGGAAGGAGGAGCAGGAAGAAAUAAAACAAGGAGACACGUCUUUGCGCGUACAGAUUUUGAUGCUGGAACAUUUCACAGCACAGGCCCUUUAUCCAGAAUAAAUCAACCAUACGAUCGCUUUGACCUAAAAGGAGCUCGUGACAAAUUCGACGAUGAGGUGUACUCCUUGCUUCGAGAUUUCUUCACGUGUGCCUUAACGUCGCUUGUGUACAAGAUUGGGCUUCAACCCAAACAGGCUUUUCAAAUGCAGGAGCACAUAUAUUUUGGAGAUGUACAGGUUUUCCGUGACGAAGACUCAAGAAAAUAUGUCGGAGGGGUUAGUGAAAAUAUAGUUCACUUCAUCCGGAAGGGAGCUCUCGAUGGAGCAGUGUUCCAUUUUAACAUGUUAAAUCGAGAGCACUGCCCAAUUACGCAACAGCGGUUUGCAUUUCAAUCCGUUGGAAGCUUUUCUGCUGAAAAUUUUGACAUUGCCGAUACUGCCAGAAUGCUUAAAAUAAAUGAACUGAUGAAAACUAAAUUGUCACAUUCGCUGAAGACUAUUUCGGAACAUCCUUUGGAAGAAGCGAAAUGCCCAUGGUUUUCGCAAUGGAAUAUUUCUAUCGGCAUAAAGCACCGAUUUAUGGAUCUCUUGAGGUUAAAUAAAAUUCAAGAUUUAGAAGCACCAUUCAUUGGAAAUCCGUCCAAUGAUUAUUUCCCGUUUAAGAAACGUGCCAGAUUAUCGCAAGCCGCGAAAAAUGGAUACUAUAGGAAAGUUCCAAAGAACCCGGAUGGAAGUAUUCCAACUUCAGCGGUAAAGAACAUUAUCGAGAAACUCAGAUCUAAAGAAUUUGCUAGCCUUAAAGCGCUUAAAGAGAAAGCCAUUUUUGAAUUUAAUGACUUACCUAAAUUACCUGAGUGGGAAUUUUUUUCUUCAUCUGACGAAUCAGAAGACCAAGAACGCUCUUCCAAUCAAAGUGCAAAGCCUAAGGAAAUGCAAUUUACUACACCUAUCACCAGUGAUGAGGUACUACCGAAUUUGAUCAUUAAAGUUUAUCGAGUUGACUACGCUGAUACCGUCGAGGUGGAUGAAGCCAUGAUGGCCAGAGCUGCUUCAGAACAACACGCACAUGAAGAGUUAUUCGGAUUUUCCUCCGACUCUGAUUAAAUAUCUUAAUCUUAAACACUUUAUUAUUUUUACAUUGUCAUACUAUUACAGAUGUAUUAUAUACAUUUAAAUAUUCAUUUCCUCCAUGAUAUUGAAAUUGUUACAUGUGUCGUUAGUUUAAAGAUUUUUUUUUUACCCGUCAAUGUAAUAGCAAAAAAGAAUAUUUUAAUUUUUCAGCGACACGCUAGGCUCGUAUUACAAAUAAACGACAUCUACUAUUUUUAUACUUAUAAAGGGCCCCAUCACCUGCUGAAGGUGAUGUUAUUAUGUAACGCUCAAAUUUGUGUGUACAAUCUUGCAUACGGCAUGCAAUAAUAAUAAUGAUGAUGCCAGUCAAAUCUGGAGUUCAGAAAAAUAA
This is a messenger RNA of Folsomia candida, 2916 nucleotides long. RefSeq lists its product as uncharacterized. The record is from RefSeq and is a predicted model, not a curated record. Lineage: Eukaryota; Metazoa; Arthropoda; Collembola; Entomobryomorpha; Isotomidae. The transcript is spliced from 5 exons. The coding region runs from base 588 to 2558 and encodes 656 amino acids.